Molecule: messenger RNA, 225 nt
Organism: Histoplasma mississippiense
Lineage: Eukaryota; Fungi; Ascomycota; Eurotiomycetes; Onygenales; Ajellomycetaceae
Exons: 1
Coding region: 1-225 (74 amino acids)
Biological process (GO): mitochondrial electron transport, cytochrome c to oxygen
Source: RefSeq, a predicted model, not a curated record
AUGCUCGCCCAAUCUGCAACCCGAGCCAGAAUGGCCACCUCCGUUGCCCGCCGCGGCUUCCACACCACCCAGCCUCAGAUGUCCAGUCCUUUCCACUACCCUGAGGGCCCUCGCACCAACCUCCCAUUCAAUCCUUUGACCAAGCGCUUCGCGUGGAGAUACUGGGCAUUCAUGGGUAAAUUGAGCUUCCUGAAUGCUGUAUAUUUUGGAGACAAGAUACCAUGA